This is a messenger RNA of Brassica napus (rape), 989 nucleotides long. RefSeq names its product late embryogenesis abundant protein M17-like. The transcript has 2 exons. The record is from RefSeq and is a predicted model, not a curated record. The coding region runs from base 74 to 784 and encodes 236 amino acids. NCBI's taxonomy places the organism in Eukaryota, Viridiplantae, Streptophyta, Magnoliopsida, Brassicales, Brassicaceae.
UCAUACAUUCUUCACUACCAAAAACAGCUAUCCUCACAACAAACCGAACAAGCUCAAGUAAGGAAAUCAAAGCAUGGGAAGGCUCAAGUCUCUGGUUAUCUUGGCUUUGCUUUUUUCCCUCUCUUUCGCUGUUUUUGCCGACUCAUCCAAGGAUGCUUCUACACAUGCUAAGGAUGAAGUGAAGCCAAGUGAAGCGACCGAUGCCCAGGCUGCGGAGGCCGUGGCCAAAGAUGUUGUUGCAGAGCCCCAGCAAGGAUGGCGUGGUGGUUGUAGGUACGGAUGUUGCGGUGGCUGGUUUUUUGGACGGUGCAACUACUGUUGUCGUAGUCCACAAGCCGAGGAGACCGUGGAAACUGAAGCUGUUGAGGCCAACGUUGUUGAACCUCAGCAGGGGGGUCGUGGUGGCUGUAGAUAUGGAUGUUGCGGAUCCUGGCGUUAUGGACGGUGCAGCUACUGUUGUCGCAGUCCACAAGCCGAGACCGUGGAAACCGAAGCUGUUGAUGCCAACGUUGUAGAACCUCAACAGGGGGGUCGUGGUGGCUGUAGAUACGGAUGUUGCGGAUCCUGGCGUUAUGGAAGGUGCAGCUACUGUUGUCGCAGUCCACAAACCGAGACCGUGGAAACCGAAGCUGUUGAUGCCAACGUUGUUGAACCUCAGCAGGGGGGUCGUGGUGGCUGUAGAUACGGAUGUUGCGGAUCCUGGCGUUAUGGACGGUGCAGCUACUGUUGCCGAGGUGCUCAAGCGGAGUCUGAAGGGCAGAAAAAGGAAGAAGCUAAGCCAUGAAUGGUGUGUAAAACAAACUCUAUGUUUGUAUGCAUGGAUGCAUGGUUUAUAUUACUGUUUCGUACGUAUGUCAAAAUAAGGAAAAAGUGUUGCUAUAAAGUCUAUAGCUCAAUAAAAAAAUGUCGUAGGUUCAUAUAAUAUGUAUUUUGUUAUGUAGUGUUUUCCUCGUGAAGAUUGUAAUAAUAACUACUGUUUAAAUACUAAA